Aedes aegypti (yellow fever mosquito) is the source of this 1647-nucleotide messenger RNA. Its product is annotated as solute carrier family 2, facilitated glucose transporter member 1. Gene Ontology annotation, molecular function: hexose transmembrane transporter activity. The transcript is spliced from 7 exons. Lineage: Eukaryota; Metazoa; Arthropoda; Insecta; Diptera; Culicidae. Gene Ontology annotation, biological process: monosaccharide transmembrane transport. The record is from RefSeq and is a predicted model, not a curated record. The coding region runs from base 82 to 1530 and encodes 482 amino acids. Gene Ontology annotation, cellular component: membrane.
GCUUCAUCAAUAGACAGAUCCACUUGAGAUUUAGUCAGUCAGGUUUUUCUGUCUAGCACUUCCAUCGUCCACAUUUGUAAAAUGGACUUCCAACUACCAGAAACAGGAUGGACACCAAAUCUCGUGUUAUUUGGCUUUGUCAUAUGUUUCGGUUCGGCUGUUCCAUUAGGAAUGCAAGUUAGUGUAAUAAAUGCACCAGCUGAGCAAAUCCAACAGUGGUGUCGAAAGGUACUGACAGCUCGUUUUGGUGCAACCCUUUCAACUGAAGAGAUGGAAAUACUGUGGGCAUCUGUCGUUACUUCAACAUUGUUGAUGGGCAUGGUUGGUUGUUUUUGCGGAGGAAUUUUGUCUUCAAAACUCGGAAGAAAAAAAUCGUUUUUAAUCUCCAGCACACUGCUACUCUUCGCAGCACCAUGUUUUUUAUUCUGCAGAAUGGCAUGGUCAAUUGAACUUCUGUACUUGGGCAGACUUUCCGUCGGGUUGGCCCUAGGGCUUUCAUUAUCGGUGAUACCCAUGUAUCUGGCUGAAGUAUCGCCCCUGAAGCUUCGUGGAGCCAUGGGAGUGUUGCUUCCCUUAGGAAUAACCGCAGGUGUAGUGCUCGGACAGGUAGUUACUCUUGACCAAUUGCUAGGUGACAAAGAUCUGUGGCACUUCGGAUUGGGCAUUGGUGGAUUGCUUAAUUUUAUCUGUUUCGUUGCUUAUUGGUGGAUGCCCGAGAGUCCAGAAUAUUUGUGUAGUUUCAAAAACAACCCAGAGGAAGCCUUGAAAGUUAUAAGAAAAUUGCUUGGGCAAAACAGUGUUGAUGGUGCCUUGGAAAAGCAAAUACGAACAGGAUUCGGCAUUGCCCAGAAGUCUAAGGGACUAUCAGUUCGAGAUAUAUUGACUGAUGGCAAAUACAGAUUGCCAUUAGCUUUACUGUUCCUCAUGAAUGCUGGCUGUGGACUCUCCGGAAUUAAUGUUAUAUUCUCAUAUUCUGUCUCAACACUGCAGCGAAUUGGAAUCAAUUCAAAUGAUGCAAAGCUUUUCAGUGUUGGUUUUGGGUGCAUUAACCUAGCGGCAUCAAGUUGUGGUCUGUUUUUGAUGGAUCGUUUCAACCGAAGACCAAUGAUGCUGAUUUCCUGUAUCGCUUGUGGAGUUACUCUGUUAUUGAAUACAACAGUAAUUUAUUUCAUUAAUGAAGUCAGUUGGUUACCCAUGGUAUCCGUAGGGGCAAUCGUGCUGUUUCUGCUGUCAUACCAGACUGGAGUCGGCCAAAUACCAUUCUUCAUCGGAGCUGAAAUGUUCGAAAUAGAAGCACGGUCAUCGGCACUCGCUUUGGGGACUUUUGGUAAUUGGCUUGCUAAUCUUAUUAUAGUAAUGCUGUUUCCUAUUGUACAACAUCUAUGGGGAGCAUUUGCAUUUCUACCAUCUUCCAUCGUUUGUUUCGCAUUGGCCAUUUUUGUUUAUUUCUAUCUUCCGGAAACUCGUGGCAGGAUUGUGAGUGAUACAGCACUACUAAUAUCGAAGGGCUUCAAAUCUCAUAUUCGUUAGUGGAAAACAUUUAUUAGGCCCUAAUGAUGCGUUUAUAAACUUGUAAACAAUAAACAAAUAACAGUUAUCACAGUUUUUCUCGGUUUCUGAAGUAUUUCUUUCUGAUUGCUUUGAGUU